AGGUGAUGCACACACCUGGGACCGGAGCGCUUGGUGACGUUCAGGGAUUAUAAUGGUUAACCUGUUUCAUAAUUAAAAGUAUUCUGUCAGUAUAUUUGAAAUGACUAGGUUAGCUGGUUAGCUAGCUAGCACAUCAGCUGUGACAGUUUGCCAACUUAAUGAUCCCCGAACAGCAAAAAGCGCUCCGGUACCAGUGCAUCACUUUUUAGUGUCCCCUGGUUUCCGUCGUGUUUUGGACUUCUUGCAGCGUUUCGUUUAUGCAGCUCUUUUAUCAAUGUGCAUGUGUUGUCAGGUUGGUGAAGAUUUUUUCAUUUGCAUGUGUUUUGACACAUUUGUAUAUUUAUAUUUGCAACCUUAUUUCAAACGGCAGCGUGUUUUGGGAUGUUCUAUCGCGUGUGCACUGUUGGCUACUGUUUAUUUCACCCAUUCUCCGGUCUCUUGUCCUCAUGCAUUUACUACCCUCCUCUGCUAAUUAUAUAGAACACUCGCUGAUACAACGCCAUGCUUUUGUUUUCUGUGUUUGCAGAGGAACAUCCUAAUAGCUGGUUCCCCAAAGAGAAUAUGUUCAGCUUUCAGACAGCCACCACCACCAUGCAGGCAAUAUCAAACUUCCGCAAACAACUUAGGAUGGUGGGCAGCCGCAGGGUGAAGGUCCAGACCUAUGCCGACCGCCGGGCCCGGAGUUUCAGCCGCUCGUGGAGUGACCCCACCCCCGUCAAGCCUGAGUCCCUGCAUGACUCCAGAGACAGUGGGGAGCUUCAGACCUCCACAGGGACACUAGAUGAAGGGCUGGACGAGUAUGCCGACUGGGAGGAGGAGAGGGAGUUGGAGAGAGUGUCCUGUGAGGAAGAGGACUUCAUGCCACCUAAGAUCAUGCUGAUAUCCUCCAAGGUCCCGAAGGCUGAAUAUGUUCCCAACAUUAUUCGCAGGGACGACCCCUCCAUCAUCCCCAUUCUUUAUGACCAUGAACAUGCCACAUUUGAUGAUAUCCUCGAGGAGAUAGAGAAGAAGCUGACUGCCUACAGAAAAGGCUGUAAAAUCUGGAGCAUGCUCAUUUUCUGCCAGGGAGGUCCGGGACAUCUGUACCUGCUGAAGAACAAAGUGGCCACCUUUGCAAAGGUGGAGAAGGAAGAAGACAUGAUCCAAUUCUGGCGGCGGCUCAGCAGGCUGAUGAGUAAACUGAACCCCAAGCCCAACCUCGUGCACAUCAUGGGCUGCUACGUGCUGGGCAGCGCUAACGGAGAAAAGCUGAUUCAGACUCUUAAGAGGCUGAUGAGACCGGCUGUAGUGGAUUUCAAGUCCCCACUGGAGCUGUCUGCAGAGGGCAAAGAGAUGAUCGAGAUGUACUUUGACUUCCGUCUGUUCCGCCUGUGGAAAAGCCGUCAGCACUCCAAGCUGCUGGACUACGAAGACCUCUUGUGAUUUGAUCCACGUUGGCUUGUUGGCCGGUUAUCUCCCUUGUGAGCCUGCUGAAGGGCUGAGGCCUGAGAGGCUCUGUGCACAGCUGGAUAUUUUUCCCUCUGGAGCGACAGGGUGGCCCUGUAGAUUCAGCCCAGCAGUGUACUUUUUCUCCCUUACCGAUUUUCACUUUCUGCCUAUCUCAGAGAAAAGAGAAAGAGGGGGACAAGAAAAAGGAGGAGAGGCGCAGGACUCAUCAUCCUAAAGAAGAUGCUUACUGCAGUUAGACUCCUGAGGAUGUUAAGCGUAACGAGGGACAGCUGAGAACAGGGAGAACUCUCUUUUCUUUCUUAGCCAACCUAUCUGCUGCUUUAAGAUGGAGGCGUAUAAGGAUGGUGGUGUUUUCUUUAUCAGGUGUGUGCUUACUGCAGCCUUAGAAAAUAGAUGUCCAGCAUCUAUCGCUACGUGAAAAUACAGGCUUUAGUCUUACUAAUUAAUUAAAAGUUGUGUUUUUAACACAGCUUUAAAUAAAUGUAUUAGGAUUCCGUAGAGACUGUUGUAUUGACUCAGGUUCAGUCCCUUGUUUGAUACUGACAAUUGUCCUCACCGUCGGCACAUACUGUAGAUCCUUCAUACUUCACACACAGUCAUCCUCAGUGAACGCUAUGACUGUCAGGGAUGUCAUAUUUUAACCUUGAGGGAAAAGAGAUUGUUUCCUUUAAGUCUUUCAGGUCAACCAUACAUUCAUGUUUGAUCACUUUACUGCAUCGCAUUAGACCAACACAGCCGACCGUUUGGGUUGCACGUGUGCUCUUGAAUUUAUUUAUUUUCUGCGGAUUUGAUGAGAAACCAUGAAGACUUCCUGCCCCUCAUUUGUUUUAGAUUAAAGUUGAGGGAUGAUUCAGGGGAGGAAUUUCAUUGUAAUUUAUAUUCUUAUUAUAUCUACUAUUACUAUUAUUUGAUAUGUGCCAUUCGUUAACACAUGCUUCCAGUAAGCUUUCCUGUGCACUGUAAAUGGCUGAGUGUUUGAGCAUUACCUAUAUAUCCUCAUUGCCAUUGAAGAUAUAAGACAGGCUAUUAGAUAUUAUUGAAGUAGAUAAAUGUCUUAAUGAUACUGUUAUUUAGUGUGUUACAAUACUCGCUGCUUUGGAAGUGUGUCUAAUACCGGGUUGAAGCCCUUUAGGUACACUUAAUUGUAUUAGGUUACUGUAGUUGUAAGCAUAAUAUUAAGUUUAGAUAAAAAAAUAUUAGGUUCAACUUAAUAGUAUUGCUUUCAACUAACCUUAUAUGAAAUCUGUUGACAUAAUACAUUUAAUUAAAGUAAACAUUUGAGUUAUUUCAGUGUAGAUGAAGGACGAGGCUACAUACUGUCACAGCCGGUUCUGAUUUACUGUCAGAAUACUGAAUCUGUAUACAAAUAAGAGUAUUUUGGUAUUCAAUUUGUCAGACGAGACUGGUUAACUUUCAGAGCCCAAUUGCAGCACAGGUUUCAUAAUGACCAAAGUAUAAAACAGCUGCUAUUUCUAAUUUAGGUAAUUUAGUAAAGAGUCUUAUUACUGCAAAUUCUAAACUGUAUUUUAUUUAUGAUAUGUCUACUGCACUCUGCUGCUUACAGUUUCUCUUAUUUCAUUCAAUUUCCAAUGGCUUCCACUUUGCCAUCUUUCGUGUGUGGGGAAGUAGGGUUUUGUUAGCAACAAAAAUCAUUCAUAUGUGUCGCAAGUUUGGUUCAACAGAAUAAUCUAGAGAUAUUUAUACCACUUUUAGGUUUUUUUAAGUUUAUAAGCUAACGUUAGGCUAUAAACAAGCUACAUCACGAUUUCAAGGCUGCAGAUUGUCACCGCUAAGCUAAGGACGGCUAAUGCUUGAAAAUGCAUGAUGACAUUUGGAGGUGGUAGAAGUACUCAGAUCUUGUACUUGAGUAAAAGUAGAAGUACUCAGGUCUUGUACUUGAGUUAAAGUAGAAGUACCAGAGUAUAGGAAUACUCUGUUACAGUAAAAGUCCCUCAAUCAAAAUGUUCCUCAAGUAGAAAGUAUUCUCAUCAAAAUAUAGUGAAAGUAGCGACAGUAAAAGUAGUCGUUGUUUGAUUGGUCCAUUUCAGAAUAAUAUAUAUGAUAUGUUUUAUAAUGAUUGAUCAUGAAAGUGUUCUCAAAGCUGCUAAAGGUGCAGCUAGUUUGAAUGGCUUUGUAUACUGCAGGGUAGCUUGUGGAUUUACUCCAGGUGGAACUAAAGUCUGAUUUAACACUUGAUUAGAUUUCACAUCAUUCAUCCACAUCUGUAAAGUAACUAAAGAUAUUAAAUAAAUGUAGUGGAGUAAUAGUGCAAUAUUUACAAAAUUGUUCUUAAGUACAAUACUUGAGUAAAUGUACAUAGUUACUAUCCACCUUUGGUUAUCUAAUUCAGACACUUGUUAGAUACCGCCGUUUUUAUGACACGUAUAAGCUUUAGACAUUUAUGAGUGGAGUGUUUACUGACGUAUUUCACGUUUUAGAACCAAACGUGAAAAUCUCCUCAGCUUUUGUUGAUGAACAUGUUUAUUUCCGCCUUUUAACCACAAACACACUAAAUAUACCAUUGGCUUUAAGAUGAGGGAACCGGAAGUGCUAACUCAUUUACGAGUUUUAGGACUCAUUCCUGCCCCCCUUUAUCUAGCUACCAUCAAUACAAAAAGUCAACACUUACAUGGAUGGAUUUAGUGUCGUGGAAAUGUACACUAUGCUGAAUGCCAAAUCAAUAUCUUGGUAAAAUCAUGUGAAAUGUUGCAGGUUGGUCCAUGUCUGCAAAGUAUUCCCUUUUGUUUGUGCUGGCCAUGAAAUCUGCAAUUAUUGCAACACUGACUUUAUUUCAAAUGUGUUAGUAGAGUAUAUCUCUUAUUGCCAGUAGGUGCUCUUGAUAACAUUGCUUGUUCACUAAAUGUAUACAACACUUAAAUAUUCAUUCAUGUUUAAUUAAACAGCACGGCCCUUUCUCUUUGGACUGGUGCAUUGUAGCGCAGAUGCUAACGUUUCUCAGAGGCUGUCUUCUGCUCCUGCAAAAUCAACUAUGCUGUGUUUGCUCAGUGAGCUCUUUGCCUAGAAGUAGGAUCUGUGCGUGUUAUUGUGUGCAUAUUCAGGAUUUUGCCUCAUUCUGAAAUGUAUUUGUUUAAGCUCUCCAAAUCUUCCUCCUGUAGCAAUGUGUGAAUAUUCCUGUAUGAUUUUUCUAAAUCUGUAAAAUGUACAAGAUAGAGAACAUUGUUUAAGGUAUUGUAUUGGUCUUUAAGAUAUAAGGAUUUAAAUGUUGUUGAUAAACUGUGGAUGAUGAAAGGAAACCUGACUGCAUGUACAGCAUAUAUAUUUAUAUAGAGGACUGUUCCGCUUUCUCCUCUGCCACAAACCCCCGAGCCUACUAACAUGGCUGCUCAAUUCUACUGCAUUUCACCACGACGCAUAUAAUCUGCUGCUGUGUUUGGAUAAAAAGCAAGUGUAGUUAAAUUAAGAACAUUGCCAAGAGCUUCAUGAGUUCCUAAUCAUUUUUACGAUAACAAUGAAAAUAAUUUUUGCUGAAGAUUCCUGAUAAGGUCUCAUGUUGUAGCCCACAGCAACACUGGUAACAUUGUGAAAGAGCCCAACAAUAGAGUGUUAAGAUGCAUUCUCAUGAAACGCGGUAAAAUGGCGCUGGCUUUGUGUUUGAAAGGGGAGAGUUCUGCCAUCAAACUACGAGGAAGAGUUACCUUCGGCACCGCGCACUGUUAGAAACUGUCGUCUAGCUCGAAGUUCAAAUCUUUCAACUUUGACUUUGAUUGCCGCUAACCUUUAUAACAGCUGCACAAGCUAGCAGGGGAGGUAACCAUAGAAACAAACUAAACUGGCUGUUUCACCUCAAGCCUCUGUGCUCAACCUCGUGGUGAGCAAAGAGCCAACGUGUAUAAUGUGAAUGCAGCUUUAGAAAGCAAACUGUAUCAUUAGCACUAGCUGGCUAACUUAGCUGAUAACAUGGUCCAAAACACAACAUUAGCAGUGUUCUGUUCAGUUAUGUGAAGCAUUUUGGAAUCAAGGCUUGCUAAGGACAACAUAAACUACACUUUAAUCACCCGACCAAUAGUAUUUAUGGUUCUAUUCCCAAAAUAAUGUAAAGUUGAAAUUAAAAGUAACACGGCAAGGAUGUAGGACUUCUUUAAUAAAAGCAUGCAUAUUACACAUUUAAACAUUUACAUUUUUUGCCCUGAAUUUGUUACUACUAAAACUAAAUUGGUUUGAUAUACUAGCUAUGUCAAUUUGAUAUUUCUCCUAAUCCUCUUUGGUCUAACAUGUUAAGACUCAAGAUCGACAUACUGUCACAUAAAUGACUUAUGGCGAACAUAGCAAAACCUUUUAUCGAGCUCACAGAAAGCAACAUCAUCAUACAUUUGAAGUUGUAGGCUUGGUCGCCUUACACUUAAAUAAGUCUUGUUUGUUUGUUUUUUUCAUGUGAUUAGCGAAACCCUCAGAAUUUGCAUUAAUUGCCAGUAAAAUGACGGUGAACAUUUUAACCUAAAAAGUACCCAGAUAAGUUGCUCUCAUAUAUAAGCUAAAAACCUCAGUAUGGAUUAGAGGAACAUGAGAGUGAUAAUUAUUAGUGGGUUUGUUGUAACACAGUCAUUUGACACAUGUGCGUACAGUAGGAGCAUUGGAGAAAACGGGACAAAGUGAGUUGGCAGGAUAACCUCUGAGUCGUGAAGGGACAAUCUUGGCAACAUUGUUUGGACUUUGGGACAGCACAUAAGCCACAGACAUAAGUAUCUCAGAAGUCAGCAGACUCUUUAAAGAGGACUUGUAUUUAUAAUAACGCAGUUUGAGCAAGCGAGCGAUACACAGUUUGACAUUAAACCCGCCACUUCUAUUCCCAUAGAAUAUAAUUACACAAAUCAAGACAUUGAUCUUUGAACGCGUCCUGUUAUUUCCCAAAGGAAACAGUGUGUCACCAUUAUGCAAAGAGGACAUUUCCCCCAGUUUGAUGGAUUAUUAAUAAACUGGGUUGUGACUUC
Messenger RNA from Gymnodraco acuticeps, 6398 nucleotides. Its product is annotated as NMDA receptor synaptonuclear signaling and neuronal migration factor-like. The record is from RefSeq and is a predicted model, not a curated record. Gene Ontology annotation, cellular component: cytoplasm; nucleus. The transcript is spliced from 12 exons. Lineage: Eukaryota; Metazoa; Chordata; Actinopteri; Perciformes; Bathydraconidae. The coding region runs from base 502 to 1422 and encodes 306 amino acids. Gene Ontology annotation, biological process: regulation of neuronal synaptic plasticity; positive regulation of neuron migration.